AUGUCACAGGCUUCCACGUUUGGACCCAAGUCCUCGUCCUUAUCAACAUCGUCCACAUCAACUAUAACUACUCCAGUACGGCACAACGCCGCAGCAGCUAGAUCAAAUUAUAGACCGCCUUCCAGACCUACCUACCGUGCCUCGUCGCCAGUGCAGCAGCCACAUUCGAGUAACCACCACCACUACCAGCACCAACCACCACAACAGCAAGGAAACGAUCGAAAUAGAUCGAGACCAGGGUCCAGUUUUGGCAUGAGCAGACCUACAACCCCCAUCAACAGUUAUAGCAAACAGGAACCUUACACGGGAAGCAUAUCCGUGUCCAUUAGGCCCAAUCCCCACUCAGCAAACGCGGCAACUUCCCAGAAUUGGAUUAUCAACCAGUCGAGUAAUACCAUCACCAAUGGCUUAGAUGGCACCACUUUUGCGUUUGACCACGUCUUUCCGGCGCAGGACUUGGCAGUGAAUAACAAUCAUCAAGUCUAUUUGAAAACUUGCAAACCUAUUGUCGAGCGGUUUUUGGACGAGGGGUACAACGGCACUGUCUUUGCUUAUGGAAUGACGGGAUCGGGCAAGACCUAUAGUAUGAAAGGUGAUGGAAACGGCAAUGGUGGCGGCACAAUUGGAUUUGUUGAGCUAGCUAUAGAAGAUAUAUUUGACAAGAUUGAAAACAACACCGAGGGAGUAAAAUACCAAGUGCUGAUGUCAUACCUCGAAAUUUACAACGAGAGGAUUAUUGAUUUGUUGAGCACACCGGCAGUGGGCAAUGGCAGCUCGACGACUCGGUCUGAUUUGAAAAUCAGAGACGAUCACGAAUAUGGAGUCAAAGUUGUUGGCCUUGGCUCCCCUUCAAUCACAUCCAAAGAGCAGAUGUUGUCACUCAUCAAAAAGGGAGACUUGAAUCGAAAGACAAGUGCAACUGACUUUAACGCAAGAUCGUCUCGCUCUCAUUCAAUCUUGCAAAUCAGGUUGAAUAAAGUCAACCCGUUGACUAACUUGGAAGCCUCGGCCACAUUAUCGCUCUGUGACUUGGCUGGAUCCGAGAGAGCUUCAACAAGCUUGGAAAGAAGAAAAGAAGGUUCAUACAUCAACAAGUCACUACUCGCCUUGAGUAACGUCAUCAACAAAUUAUCCGCUUCAACAAACACCAGCGGAUACUCCAUGGAUACCCAUAUAAGCUACCGAGAUUCCAAAUUGACGAGGUUGCUCCAACCGGCGUUGAGUGGCCGGAGUUUGGUGCUGAUUCUAUGCACCAUCCACAUGGGAGGCGGCACUAGCGGCACCAACACCGCGAGCUCAUUGAACCAAUCCGUCUCGGAGACUUACAAAACGCUCCGAUUUGCUGCUCGAGCCAAGGACAUUGUCAUCAGCGUUGAGAAAAAUGGUUUCAAAAUGGCGGGCGGCGAUAACGAAGCGCACGUGCAAAGAGAACUUGCUCAAUUGAAUUACACGAUUGAACAACAACGACAGGAAAUUAUGCUUUUGAGGGCAGCGCAGUCGCCACUGCUAGAUUCGCCGUUUUAUGCCUCGGACUCGCCUCGACUGCCUUCGAUAACCGAGCAACAAUUGCGAGAAGAGAAUCGAGUCCUCAUGGACAAACUAGACCAUCUCACGAGACUAACCGACUUGCAGCGCACGGAGACCAUCAUCAUCAAGGACAAUGUGAUGAAUGACAUUCUCGGUUCCAACGCAGCCGAGUCACAAAUGUUCAUGGCCAAUAUAGAGGAGUUUUACAAAAGAUGGCAUCAUGAAAUGGAGGAAAGCAAACUCUACGUGGCCCAUCUUGAAAACCAGCUCAAGAAUGGCCACUUGGCCCAGCUCCAGCAAUCACAAGCUUGGCAGGCGAAAAUCCAGGGAGAUGAAGAUCUAUUGGAUGUGCUCAAGGAGCAAGAAGGCGAAAUAAUGCAGCUAAAGGAAGCGAUUAAGGACAAAGACCACAUCAUUCGCAGCUUUACCAAAUCUUCAAGGAUGAGGAAAUUGGCUGAUUCUAACUCGGCCAUGAAUACAAUAAGGAGCAGCAUCACCACGCCCGAUUAUGAACCCAAGAGACCCGCUCCAAGCCGAGGAAGCUCGAGCGAACUUAUUGGCAACCAUGGUGCCGGUAAAGAGAAUGAGCCGGAGAUGAUGAUGAUUGACUUUAAAUUGAGUCCCAAGAAACCCCCAAUCUCAAGUUUUGAUGUAAUGCAUUGA
Lodderomyces beijingensis is the source of this 2190-nucleotide messenger RNA. NCBI's taxonomy places the organism in Eukaryota, Fungi, Ascomycota, Pichiomycetes, Serinales, Debaryomycetaceae. The record is from the annotation of a GenBank genome assembly.